UAUGCAAAACAAGGGCAGACAGUGUAUUUAUACGUUGUACUAAACACUCCUUGUCUCCCCUGACCCUCAGUUUUGCCUUUUUUGUGAAAAAGUGUCUACAGAGAACAAAACAGAACGGAACAGAGAGAGAGAGGAGCUUCUCUACUUCACUUUCUGGAGAGACAUGGAGGGUGCAAACUGGAGGAUAACAGAUGAAGAAGCAGGGCCAUCCUCUUCUUCUGGGAUUGCUUCAACUAAACAACAAAACCCACCUGAAACUUUUCAUCAUAGGAAGGAGGCAGAAGAAGAAGAAGAAACCGAGGAAGAGGAAGAAGAAGACGUUUGUCAGCAUAAAAAUAUCACCUUUGUUCCUGGUCCUCUCCUUUCUCUCAAGGAUCAGAUCGAAAAAGACAAGGAGGAUGAGAGCCUUAGGAGAUGGAAAGAGAAGCUGUUAGGAUGCAUGGAAAGUGAUUUGGAUGGUCAGAUACAUCCUGAAGUGAAAUUCCACUCCAUUGGAAUAAUCUCUGAGGAUUUUGGUGAAGUUAUUACUUCUUUAUCUGUGGAUGAAAGCCAAAAUGGUCAUAUUCUGUUUACUCUCAGGGAGGGCUCUCAUUAUCAGCUUAAGCUCAAAUUCAGUGUUCUGCACAACAUCGUGUCUGGCUUGACAUACUGCAACACUGUGUGGAAAGGAGGGCUUCAAGUUGACCAGAGCAAAGGAAUGUUGGGUACCUUUGCUCCCCAAAAAGAACCAUAUGUACAUGCCUUAAAAGAGGACAUCACUCCAUCUGGUGUGCUUGCAAGGGGUGUAUACUCUGCUAAGAUUAAGUUUGAAGAUGAUGACAGAAGGUGUCACAUGGAACUCAAAUAUUCGUUAGAGAUAAAGAAGAGUGUAGAGGAUGCGGUUCCCUAAUUCUCGAUCAAAAUAACAUAAUUGAGGUCCCACUGCUACGUGACAGCAAGAUAAACCGUAGGCUUCAAAGGUGACAUGAAAAAGAAGCAUCACCAUAGCAAGUUUGACUGUUGCUAGAAAACGGUGCAAGUAUUGGUUGAAUAAGUGAUUGAAAACUGAAAAAGUACUUAUCAAUAUUGUGAUUAGAAAAAAAGAUGUUUACCUAAAUAAGAUAUUAUUCGUAAUUUCAUGUUUUCCCACUAAUCUUGCGACAA
This is a messenger RNA of Glycine soja, 1143 nucleotides long. RefSeq names its product rho GDP-dissociation inhibitor 1-like. The coding region runs from base 164 to 889 and encodes 241 amino acids. The transcript is spliced from 6 exons. Lineage: Eukaryota; Viridiplantae; Streptophyta; Magnoliopsida; Fabales; Fabaceae. Gene Ontology annotation, biological process: Rho protein signal transduction. Gene Ontology annotation, molecular function: Rho GDP-dissociation inhibitor activity; protein binding. The record is from RefSeq and is a predicted model, not a curated record. Gene Ontology annotation, cellular component: cytosol; membrane; cytoplasm.